GUCAAAAUCAACAUCAUGCAACAGUCCCAGAUCCUGAAAAAUCUAUGCCUCAUUGUGGUUGUCAGCUCCUUGGUAGUGAUGGCCCAAGGAGUGUGCAACAGUUGCCAGGCCAACAACAAUGUGAAAUGCCUGAAUGAAACGCACUACAGCUUGUGCUCCGAGAACGUGGCGCCCAACCAGGUGCUCCAGUGUCCGGAUGACAAGGUCUGCACCGACCUGGCCAUCAUCUGCAUGGACAGCGGUGUGGUGGAGCCCUCCUGCUCGGCCACUGCCGAUGGCUCCUGCCCCACCUGCGAUGGAAACAGCAUAUUCGUCUGCACCAGUCGCACCACCUUCCAGAUGUGCGACGGCACCAAUCUCACCGGCCAGGUCACCAAGUGCAAGGACAACAAGAUCUGCUCGAUCGCAUCGGGCAAAUACUGCGUGGACCUCUGUGAAGUGGGUGACUCCGUCGAAUGCGACAGGGAGACUCCUCUAUAGAACUUUUGAAUUAGUUAUAAACACCUUUACUACCUCAUGUGUAAACAUUAUAAUAAACAAAGAUUUUUUAAACUUAA
Messenger RNA from Drosophila teissieri, 557 nucleotides. RefSeq lists its product as uncharacterized. The transcript has 2 exons. Lineage: Eukaryota; Metazoa; Arthropoda; Insecta; Diptera; Drosophilidae. The record is from RefSeq and is a predicted model, not a curated record. The coding region runs from base 16 to 480 and encodes 154 amino acids.